Messenger RNA from Plasmodium adleri (nom. inval.), 1071 nucleotides. RefSeq names its product lysophospholipase, putative. Lineage: Eukaryota; Apicomplexa; Aconoidasida; Haemosporida; Plasmodiidae. Bases 1 to 1071 code for a protein of 356 amino acids. Gene Ontology annotation, cellular component: membrane. Gene Ontology annotation, molecular function: lipase activity. The record is from RefSeq and is a predicted model, not a curated record. The transcript has a single exon.
AUGUCAACAAAAGAUAUAUGCGUUGAUGAAAGUAGUAUACCUACUUGUCGUGUUGAUUCAUUUUAUAAUAAGGAUGGUUUAUCAAUAAGAAAUUAUUCGUGGACAGUUAAGAAAGCUAUUGGCUUAAUAAUAUUAAUUCAUGGUUUAACAACACAUAUGAGGCUUGCGUUUUUAAGGCAUAAUGUAAAUAUAGUAAGUAAUAAUCACGCUGAAUUAGUAGAUGCAGAUAAUUAUUAUCUAUAUGAAGGAAGUUGGAUAGAACAAUUUAAUAAAAAUGGUUAUUCUGUAUAUGGAAUUGAUUUACAGGGUCAUGGUGAAUCUGAUGGAUAUGAUAAUUUAAGACUUCAUGUUAAUAAUUUUGAUGAUUAUGCAGGUGAUGUAAUUGAAUAUAUUAGAAAAGUUAAUGCUUCAAUUACUUCUGAACAAAGUAUAUUAGAUGAGGAUACAUUGGAUCAUGAUAAAAGUAAGAAUAGAAAAAAACUUCCAAUAUAUAUAUUAGGUUCAUCAAUGGGUGGAAAUGUUGUUUUAAGAGCAUUAGAAAUAUUAGGAGAAUCAAAUGAAGAUUUAUCUAAAUUAAAUAUUAAAGGAUGUAUAUCAUUAUCUGGAAUGGUUUCAAUUACAAAAAUUGGGUCUAUUAAAUCAUUAAAAUAUCGAUUGUAUUAUUUACCUGGUAUAAACUUAUUAUCAUCUAUAUGUUCCACUUGUAGAACAAGUCAAGGAAAGGUUAAAUUUGAAAAAUAUCCUUUUAUUGAAGAUAUCCUUUCAUAUGAUAAAUAUCGAUACAAAGGUGAUAUGACAAACAAACUUGCUUAUGGAAUUGUAAAAUGUAUAGAUACUUUACACAAAAACAUAAAGUCAUAUCCUUCAAAUAUUCCUGUUUUAUUUAUUCAUUCAAAAAACGAUACAAUUUGUGAUUAUGGAGAUGUUGAAUCUUUUUAUAAAGGACUGAAUAAUGUUAAUAAAGAACUCUACGCAUUAGAAGAUAUGGAUCAUGAUCUUAUAGCAGAACCAGGAAAUGAAAAUGUUUUAAAAAAAAUUAUUCAAUGGAUGAAUAAUAAAAAUAAAAAUUGA